This is a messenger RNA of Spea bombifrons (plains spadefoot toad), 1743 nucleotides long. RefSeq names its product gastrula zinc finger protein XlCGF26.1-like. Gene Ontology annotation, molecular function: DNA-binding transcription repressor activity, RNA polymerase II-specific. NCBI's taxonomy places the organism in Eukaryota, Metazoa, Chordata, Amphibia, Anura, Pelobatidae. The transcript has 4 exons. The record is from RefSeq and is a predicted model, not a curated record. The coding region runs from base 153 to 1634 and encodes 493 amino acids. Gene Ontology annotation, biological process: negative regulation of transcription by RNA polymerase II.
AAGCCAUGAUUUCCGGCUGGAAACUUCCGGUUAUGGACUUACUUCCGGCUCGAUUCAGUUUGAUCACUGCUGAAUCAUUCGUUUAUUGUAGUCGGUGCUGAGCCGUAUACCGAUGGUUUUGGGAGUCCCUUCCCUAAAGCUCUGAAGAACCCAUGGAGGUUAUGGAUGGGAAUCCAGACCCGCACGAAGAAGGAAGUCUCGAGGAGCCCUACGAGUCGCCUCCCAGAGAAGGGAUCGAGGUGGACGUGGCGUCCUUCCAAGAGGAAGGCCCCCUGUUAAUCUGCUCUGAAAGCGGGAAGUAUUUGACCGGCGAUCCGCCGCCCCCCAAACCCCCGAAGCCCCGGGUGACAAAGAAGCCGUACUCGUGUAGCGAGUGCGGCAAGUGUUUCGCCAAAAAGGCCUACCUGGUGAUCCACGAGCGGAUCCACACGGGCGAGAAGCCCUUCGCGUGCGCCGAGUGCGGCAAGUGCUUCACCUCCAAGUCGAACCGGAGCACGCACGAGAAGUUCCACAAGGGGGAGAAGCUCUACGCCUGCUUCGAAUGCGGGAAGUGCUUCACCACCAAGUCCUAUCUCAUCGUCCACAAGAGGAUCCACACCGGCGAGAAGCCCUUCGAGUGCCCCAAGUGCGGCAAGUGCUUCACCCGCAAUCAGAAACUCCUCUCGCACAGCCGCAUCCACACGGGGGAGAAGCCCUUCCAGUGCCCCGAGUGCGACAAGUACUUCGCCCGCAAGUCUGACCUCGUCGUCCACGAGAGAACGCACAGCGGCCAAAAGCCGUACAAGUGCGCCGCCUGCGGCAAGUGCUUCACCAAGAAGUCGAGCCUCGGCAUGCACGAGCGGACUCACACCGGGGAGCGGCCCUUCGUCUGCUCCGAGUGCGGCAAAGGCUUCUCCCAGAAACACCACCUCCUCCAACACAGGAAACAUCACACGGACGGAAAGCCCUUCCUGUGCUCCUCAUGCGGGAAGGGCUUCGUUGACUACCCGACGCUCGUCCGACAUCAGAGCGUCCGCACGGGAGAAAGGCCGUUCCUGUGUGCCGCGUGCGGGAAAUGCUUCAGCAGGGUGGGUCACCUCCUUAGACAUCAGCAGACCCACACGGGAAACAAGCCCUUCUCGUGUUCCUUCUGCGGCAAGCGGUUUUCUAGCAACUCGAGCCUUGAUCUGCACGAGAGGACUCACACGGGAGAGAAGCCCUUCUCGUGUUCCCAUUGCGGGGAUCAGUUUAACGCCUACUCGAGUCUCAUCAGACAUUGCAGGCGCCACACGGGGGAGAAACCCUAUUCGUGCUCCGACUGCGGCAAGCGUUUCGCCAUCAAAUCCAACCUCGUGACGCACCUCCGAGUCCACACCGGGGAAAGGCCGUUCGCGUGUGCCGAGUGCGGGAAGUGUUUCAGCUACAAUUCCAUACUUGUUAAGCACCAGAGGACUCACACGGGCGAGAAGCCCUUCGCCUGCUCCGAGUGCGGGAAGUGCUUCAGCAACCAGUCGAAUCUCGUCUCGCACCGCAGGAUUCACACGGGGGAGAAGCCGUUCGCGUGCGCCGCGUGCCUGCAGUCUUUCACCAAAAAGUCCAGUCUGAUCAAGCACCAGAAGAUCCACGCGCAGGACCAUUCGGGCUCCUUGUCCUAAACGCCGCCGUGUUUCCGAGGACACUGCCAAGCUCGGGCCGUUUAAACAUUUGGGCUUCAGCCGUUGAUGAAAUGUAUAGCAGAUAAAAGCAAUGUUACGCAUUUUAUUC